Gryllus bimaculatus (two-spotted cricket) is the source of this 609-nucleotide messenger RNA. Lineage: Eukaryota; Metazoa; Arthropoda; Insecta; Orthoptera; Gryllidae. The record is from the annotation of a GenBank genome assembly.
AUGGAUUAUACUGAUGCAAAAGAAUAUAUUUUGGCACUGAGGAAAUUGUUACCUGAGUUAGAGAAUACAAGAAAUAAAACACAAACAUGUAAAUUAGUGGUUCUGAAACUUAAGAUAAAUGAGAAAACUGAUUUGGAAAUAACUCGCUCUCUUAUUACAAAGUUUAAGAAGAUAAGGUCAAGUCAAGAAGACACUUCCCCAAAUGAACUGGCGUUGAUGUUAUCGUGCUUAGAGCACUUUAUGAAUGAUUUUAAUAAUGCUCAUGAAUUUGAAAAUUUAAAUGGCAUUGAAGAUAUUAUAUUUCCUACAGUGGUCAGCACUGUACCUAUCAUAAAAGCAGAAGCAGCCCUUCUUCUGGCAUCAGCUGCACUCCAUAGUCCAAAAGUGCAGAUUUCUGCCUUAAGAAGUGGUGUAAUAGCUUUUCUUUUGAAAUCUAUUGUACUGGAAUCUGAUGUCAUUGUCCAAAUAAAUUCAAUGCUAGCUGUAACAAGCAUUCUAAAGGACUAUCCUCAAGCUCAAGCAAAAUUUGUGGAAGUUGGAGGAUUAAGAACACUAGCUCAAGUAGUGGAGAAGUCAUACGAAAAUGACCGUGUUCUGGUAGGUUCAUAG